AAAUCAUUAGGCUGAAAAACUUGACUAGUAAGAGUCAUUGAGCAGCUAAUAGCAAUAGUAAUAUAAGUAACAGGAACUAUAGCAGUAACAAUAACUAUAUAACGAUGUCAACAUCUAAACUAAGAAUUCUUGUUCCAGUGAAAAGGGUAAUUGACUUUGCCAUUAAACCUAGAAUUAAUAAGACUCAAACAGGAGUUGAAACUAAAGGAGUUAAAUUUAGUAUUAAUCCAUUCUGUGAUAUUGCUCUUGAAGAAUCUAUAAGAAUUAGAGAAGGUAAUAAAGAUUUAGUAGAAAAGAUUCAUGCUGUUUCUAUUGGACCAACUAAAGCUCAAGAUGUUUUACGAGUAGCUUUAGCAAAAGGUGCUGAUACAAGUACUUUAAUUGAUGUUGGAGAAGAAGAAGUUGAACCAUUAAGCGUUGCAAAAUUAUUACAAAAAGUGGUUGAAAAAGAGAAUUCAAAUUUGAUUAUAUUAGGUAAACAAGCCAUUGAUGAUGAUUCAAAUCAAACAGGACAAAUGCUUGCCGGAUUAUUAAAUUGGCCUCAAGCAACAAAUGCAUCUAAAGUUGAAAUAGAUGGUGAUAAUGUUACAGUAACUCGUGAAGUUGAUGGAGGUUCAGAUACUUUAAGAGCUAAAUUACCAUUAGUAAUUACUACUGAUUUAAGAUUAAAUGAUCCAAGAUAUGCUUCAUUACCAAAUGUUAUGAAAGCAAAGAAAAAACCCUUGGAAAAAUUAUCAGCUAGUGAUUUAGGUAUAGAAAUUACUAAAAGAUUAGAAACUUUAAAAGUCGAAGAACCUCCAGUUAGACAAGCCGGUGUUAAAGUAGAAUCUGUCGAUGAAUUGAUUUCAAAGUUAAAGGAUUUAAAGGCUAUAUGAACUAAUGACAAUCAAUCUCUAAUAUUUAAAUCUAUAUAAUUAAGUAUAUAUAAUUAAGUAUAUAUAUAUAAUCAAGAACUAGUAAUUUUUCACUACGCACUUUAA
Molecule: messenger RNA, 980 nt
Organism: Scheffersomyces amazonensis
Lineage: Eukaryota; Fungi; Ascomycota; Pichiomycetes; Serinales; Debaryomycetaceae
Exons: 1
Coding region: 105-875 (256 amino acids)
Biological process (GO): fatty acid beta-oxidation using acyl-CoA dehydrogenase; amino acid catabolic process
Cellular component (GO): mitochondrion
Molecular function (GO): electron transfer activity
Source: RefSeq, a predicted model, not a curated record